Messenger RNA from Amphimedon queenslandica, 690 nucleotides. RefSeq lists its product as uncharacterized. The transcript has 4 exons. Bases 170 to 622 code for a protein of 150 amino acids. The record is from RefSeq and is a predicted model, not a curated record. NCBI's taxonomy places the organism in Eukaryota, Metazoa, Porifera, Demospongiae, Haplosclerida, Niphatidae.
AAGAGAAGUAGGGAGAGGUACAUGUACAUGUACAUGUAGAUAGUUGGGAAUAGAAAAGUGUGAAAUUUCCUGUCAUUAUCAUCCUUCCUCUCCCUUUCAUUCCUUAUUCCUAAUAGGGUGUCCUACUCCUACUCAGUUGUUGUCAUUAAAAGGUCACACUGGACAAAUAAUGAACAAUAGAUACUGCACCAGUAACAACACACUUUAUACAAUUUCAGAGGAUUUCACUCUCAGAUCAUGGACCAUAUCUCCUCCUACUGAUAGCACUAGUACUGUAUUACCAAUGAAUGAUGCAAUGAAAAAUGAAGGAGCUGAAUUAUUGCUACCAGUUUUAGAAUUAAAUUGUAAUAAAACUUGUAUAUCUCUUGCUUGUGGUAAGGUGGUUAGUAUUUGGAGGGUAAGUAUUUGGAGGGUAAGAGACAGUUCUUGUGUUAGCAUUACUCUCCCUAAUUUAAUUACUGACUUGAAAUGGAGGACAAACGAAGCAGCAGCAGAACCACCUAUACUACUGGUUGGUUUAAUUGAUGGUACAUUGGCUAGUAUAACAGUACAUAAAGUAUCAGUGAGUCUGCCAAUGGAAACCAACCUUGAGAUUAUCAAUGAUGAACUGGUACUGUAUUGAGGAAGACCAUGAGGAGUGGUAGUCAUGGACCUGGUGUAGUCAUACACAGGAUUCAGAAAGAGUAAGGG